Messenger RNA from Fomitopsis serialis, 1035 nucleotides. RefSeq lists its product as uncharacterized. The record is from RefSeq and is a predicted model, not a curated record. NCBI's taxonomy places the organism in Eukaryota, Fungi, Basidiomycota, Agaricomycetes, Polyporales, Fomitopsidaceae. Bases 1 to 1035 code for a protein of 344 amino acids. The transcript is spliced from 3 exons.
AUGGUUGCAUCGCCGAUCGUUGACAGUCGCCUUCUCUCCAUAAUUGCGGACGACACGCUUUACGGAUUUGAAGCCAACUGCAGAUACGCAACACCGUGCCCCAUGGCCCCAAACGUCGACCACGUUACGGUGCUCUGCCUGGAUAAGGAUCACUUCGGGGAAUACUAUGACUAUUUCUUACCAGACGAAUCCAGACGACGUCGACACGAUGCUGGAGCGCGCUGUCGAGCUGCGCGACCCCCAGCCAAGUUUGGGGGAUGGAUCUUCAUGGGCGCCGUCCCUUCCAUGUACCGGGACGGUAACCUCCUACGUCGUCUUCUGAGUCCGACGCCAGUCCCCGGGGCGCGAAGGCAACCGAGAGCAGUGUUGGUUGAGGGGCUGUUCUUUGUGUCGGACGGGUCUGACCCAGUCUCAGUGCCUCUCAUUGGGGUUGUCGACGCCACUGGGAAGGAGAUAACCAUCCCUGGGCCGCUCGAGCAGCCCAUCCUGCGUCAGGGACUACGGGACGCAAACAAUGAUAAGCCUGUGCCGAAGGGGAAGAGCCUUGCAACCUUCGACCUGUACGACCCCGCGCUGCAGACGUUCAGGCCGCAUCGCAUGGAGGAGACGUUCCCCAUCCGCCUGACGCUCCCUCUGCGGAGUGUGCCGGUUUUCAGGCAAUCGGAGGUCCAGAUGACCGUUUUUGCGCAUAGGUAUGCGACGGGCCGGCCGAUUGUGGGCAGGAAGCCCAUGUGUUCCAUGAAGUACAACUUCAUGGGCCUGGACUGGAUUUGGCCGGUGGGUCUCCCCGAGCGCCGCAGCUACAUGGAGGCGUCCUGGACGCAUGUGGUGCGGGGGUGGCCUUCGUACAAGCGGAUUGCCAUUCGGCCGGAAGUUGGAGAGGAUGGGUGCAUUGUGAAGUUGGCAGGGGAAGGCGUGGAGGCGGGCGUGCAGCCGAAAAUGGAGGAGGAUAUUGAUGGCGAUGAACUGGGGGGAGAGGAGGUCUGGGAGCUCGGUUCGGAUGGGUUGUACCACAUUCAAGUUGUCUCUGCCUAA